UUAAAAGAAAACGUAUUUCAAGAAAAUGAACCCAACUCGAAAACAAGCUUUUGCUCAAAAUAAAAAUUGGACUGGUAGUGAACUAGAUAUAAUUCCGUACACAAAUGAGUUUCGAACGCUACAUACCCAGGUUUAAUUAGAUCUACCCCACUCUUCUUACACUUCGUCCAAUCAGAAAAAUGUUCUAUGUUCGGGUAUUCAAAGUAAUGAUCCGUGUCAGCUCCAUUCUCAAGAAGCAUCUUGAUGAUGUCGAAGAUCUU
Nezara viridula (southern green stink bug) is the source of this 260-nucleotide messenger RNA. NCBI's taxonomy places the organism in Eukaryota, Metazoa, Arthropoda, Insecta, Hemiptera, Pentatomidae. The record is from the annotation of a GenBank genome assembly.